UGGGCUGAGAGCAGAGUGUUGCUUGUUGCCUUCAUUCAAGAUGGCGGCACAACGCCACAUUUUUUUCCCUUGCAUUCAAAGAUUUGGGUUAUUUUCCUCGGAGCCUUUCAGGUGGCUAUGGAGAAAAAGCCUUGCUGGUUAUUGUCCGAAACUAUAAUUAGAGGGGGAAAAUAUUGUAACCUCCAGAUGUUCCUAACAGAAGAAAGAAAACUAACCAUUCACAAAUACUUCUUGCCAGAAUGCAAUUCCUACAGAUACUGUCCAGGAAACCAGGGAAACUGGAAAUGCUUGUUCAAAUACCGUUUUGUCAAAAGCAGUUCCCAUACACAUGUCUGGCUACUUCUGCAUGUAUUUAUGGUAAAAAGAAAAAAGCAAACGGUUACGAACAAGUUGACCAAGAAAAGUACAAGAACUUGGUCUACUCUGUUACGUCUUACAAAACCAGCGCCCAAACACCGGAGACAUUAUUUGAAGAAGACAAUUUGUUAUAUGGGCCACCAGAUAAACACAGACCUCCAGUUAAAGCUGGGACAAAGACUCCCAAGAACUGGGUUCCUUUAAUAAACCCCAACAAGAGAAUUCCUCCUCUCAACAGUGAUUCAAACCUCCCCAGGAAAAUCGCGUUACAAAAAACAAAAAUGCCCAGUGUUACCCAUAUUCUUCAACAAACUCUCUCUCCACAGCAAGUCUUUUAUUUAGAAAGAUGGAAGGAGAAAAUGAUAGCGGAACUUGGAAAAGAUGGUUUUGCAAAGUAUACCAAAAAUCUUUUCCUCCAAGGAGAGCUCUUUCAUUCAGCUUUGGAAUCUAUAUUCCUGUCUGAAGAGAUGGCAAUUAAGGAGAAGAGCAAAGAUGGUGUUAUUUCUGGUUACUUAUCAAGUGUGGAACAUGUCUUAGAAGAUAUCAGCGAAGUGAAAGCUCUGGAAAGUGCUGUUCAUCACGAGACCCUUCAGUAUCUGGGCCUGGUAGACUGCGUGGCAAAGUAUCGAGGCCAAUUGUGUGUGAUUGACUGGAAAACUUCAGAGAAACCAAAGCCAUUUCUGAAGAAUACUUAUGACAACCCAUUACAGGUUGCAGCAUAUAUUGGAGCCAUAAAUCAUGAUGCCAACUAUGACUUCCAGGUUCGCUGUGGACUCAUUGUGGUUGCUUAUAAGAAUGGCUUCCCUGCGCAUUCCCAUUUCAUGCAUCCUGAUCUGUGCCUGCAGUACUGGAAUAAGUGGCUUUUGCGCCUUGAAGAGUACAUGGACAGAAACUGAGAAGAAUCUAAGAAGAAGCAAGUGGUCUCAGCACAGAGACAAAGGAAGAAUCUUUUAAGUAUACCACUUUAGUUUACAUUCUUUUUUGAAUAACUUUGACUAAUUUCUUACCAUCAGGGGUAUUUUUUCCACUGUAAAAAGAACCAAAAAAUGAAAAAACCCCACAUGUGAAUUUUGAAUAGAGAAUAUGUAUUUGCUUAUGUUGUAGGUGACUUCAAUGGUCCAUGCAGGACAAAGUCAACUUAUUUAGCCUGUGUUUUUCCCCCACACAGUUUAUACAACCUGAGGUUUAUAGGAAAGUUGUUAUUAUCAAGUAAAACUGUUCAAUCAAGUCAUCCUUCUUUGAUAAUUUUUGAGAAAAAAAAUGGUUGCAGAACUAAGACUUCGAAAAUUGUUGGUGAACUGAAGCAAAAGAACAUCUGUAUUGUCUGAGCUGAGAGAAGUGAAAAUUAUAAAGAAAUUGAUAUAGUAGACUGGGUUUCAGUCAGUUCUUUUUUAGUUCUUGGUCAUGUCAAAGGUCUCUAUUAACAGGCUUGUUACUAUUUGUUGAUUUUCUUAAAACAACUGGAAAACCUGUCCUAAGAAUUACAAUGAAAGUUCUCAUUAAAUCUUGUUUAAAAUACUACAGCGAAGUGAUAAUUUAACAGAAGUGGCUCAAUAAGAGAGGAGCAGAAUUGUAAAGGAUACUCUUAGAAAUUUCCAGCAAGUUUUCUGAAAGGUGGGGAGUUUGGCUAUUAGUAGUGGUUCCUCCUGCAAGUUUCUUAACACAUAGCCUGUGCAGCCUGCAGAAGAGCCCUGGGAAAUGGGCUCUGUACCUUGGAUUGUGAGCUCUGUGCAGGCCAGGGCUGCAACUGCCUUGAGCUCUCUUGACUUCAUCGGAAGUCUGAGCCAACAAUAAGCGCUCCCAGGUGGAAGGAUCUCCAGUGUCCAGUGAGAGUGUACACCAGUCCACGUGAGUUUUUGUAUAAAAGCAAGCUUGUGGCUGUGAAGCCAGGCGUUCUGAGGAAUGAAGAGCUGCUGGUUGGUUUUUGGGGGGUGGUUUUUUUACAGGUGUGUGUUUGUUGUUUUGAUUUUUUUUUCAAAUAAGUUUGUGAAUAAACAUUUUGAAACAGAAGUUAAUUUUUAAGCUUAUAAAAUCAAGUCUGUAAGACAUAGAAUAAGCCUCAUUCUCUUUUUUUUUCUUUAAAUUGUAUGUAUGAGUUUUCACAAUAACACUG
Molecule: messenger RNA, 2470 nt
Organism: Myiozetetes cayanensis
Lineage: Eukaryota; Metazoa; Chordata; Aves; Passeriformes; Tyrannidae
Gene: MGME1
Product: mitochondrial genome maintenance exonuclease 1
Exons: 6
Coding region: 240-1253 (337 amino acids)
Biological process (GO): mitochondrial DNA replication
Cellular component (GO): mitochondrion
Molecular function (GO): single-stranded DNA exodeoxyribonuclease activity
Source: RefSeq, a predicted model, not a curated record